CUUUCAUCGAUUGUAGCAUUUACGACUAACCGGGUAUCUCAAUUGCUGUUUUAUAGAUAUAACAUCAUGCCUGCAGAUAUUCGUAACUUCUUCGGUGGCAAGCCGACUGCAACUCCAGUGAAAGAGGAGAAGAAGGCUCCUGCCAAAAAAGGAAGAGCUAGAAAGGUUGUCGAUGACAGCGACGACGAGGAAGAAGUAGUGCCAAAGAAGACGACAAGAACAGCAGCACCGAAACGUGCCGCAUCACCACAAGGCGAGGAAACCACCACUGCCGCCUAUUUCGCCACAAAGAACAAGCCAAAGCGAACAGCUGCCUCUACCAAAUCACAACCUGCACCUCCGAAGAAGUCGCCUGCCAAACCCAUCAAAUCAGAAACCACCCCACCCCCAUCAACAGAUGACUUGAACGCCGAAGACUUCCCUGACGACGACCUAGACGAAGACUUUACUACCGAGCAAAAAAAGGAGGACCAACCAACACAAGAAAACGACGACAUGGCACCCAAGAAACGUGCCGCUGCAAAGCCUCACCCAACCAAGAUCAAGGAUGAAGACUACGAUGAAGAUGUCGGCAUGAAGGAUACCAAUGCCGACGAUGACUUUGUAGUUCCAGAUGAUGACGAGAUGAUUGUCGAGGACAAGCCGGCUCCCAAGAAACGCGCUGCCGCAAAGCCCAAGGCCAGCACAAAGAGAAAGUCAAAGGAUCUGGACACUGACGAGGAAGAGGAGAAGCCUAAGCCAAAGAAGCCUCGUGCAGCACCCAAGAAGAAGGAAAAGGACCCUCCAGUCGAAGACAGUGCUGAACUCAAGGCCAUCCUCGACGACAUUCCCCUCAUCCAAGCACCCGAACCACCCAAGGACGACGGAACUCCAGCCAAAAAGUGGUAUAACAUGCCAAAGAACGAUGGUCCUGCUCCCGAGGCCGGUAGUCUCGACAUUCCAGAGGGUGCUGAUAAUUGUCUUGCUGGCCUGUCAUUCGUCUUCACCGGUCAACUCAAGUACAUCGCCAGAGAGGAAGGCCAGAACCUGGUCAAACGUUAUGGUGGAAAGUGCAUGACGGCACCUAGUAAGAACACUAGUUAUGUCGUUCUGGGAGAAGAAGCCGGUCCAAAGAAGCUUGCAACCAUCAAGCUGCACAACCUCAAGGUCAUCGACGAGAAAGGUCUCUUCGCUCUCAUCUCAAAGCUUCCUGCCAACGGCGGCAAUAGUGUAGCCGGCGCCAAAUUUGAAGCUCAACAGAAGAAAGAAGCCGAAAAGAUCGCGGCGGCCGCCGAAGAACUGGAGAAGGCCGAACGUGAGAAGCUGGCCAAAGGUCCUGCAAAGCUCGCCAAGGGCUUUGCUGCUGACGGUUCCGACAACAGACUGUGGACUGUCAAGUAUGCCCCUACGCAACUUGGCCAGAUCUGCGGUAACAAGGGCCAAGUCGAGAAGUUGGGAACAUGGUUGCGCUCAUUUGCCAAAAACUCGCGUACCCAAUUCAAGCUUCCUGGAAAGGAUGGCAGCGGUACCUACAGAGCUGUCAUGAUUCAUGGUCCUCCUGGUAUCGGCAAGACAACCGCUGCACAUCUCGUCGCCAAGCUCGAAGGUUUCGACAUUGUCGAAAGCAAUGCCAGUGACACGCGCAGCAAGAAGUUGGUCGAAAGCGGUCUUAAGGGAGUGCUGAGUACAACAUCUCUCAUGGGUUACUUCUCUUCCGGCGAAGUCGAUGCAAGCAAGAAGAAGAUGGUCUUGAUCAUGGAUGAGGUUGACGGUAUGUCUGCUGGUGAUCGCGGUGGUGUCGGUGCUCUUGCUGCUGUCUGCAAAAAGACCCAGAUCCCCAUGAUCCUUAUCUGCAACGAUCGCAAGCUUCCCAAGAUGAAGCCAUUCGACUUUGUCACAUACGACUUGCCUUUCCGCCGCCCAUCGGCCGAUAUGAUUCGCGCUCGUAUUGCAACAAUUGCCCACCGCGAAGGUCUCAAGAUGCCGCCAAACGUUAUGAACGCUUUGAUUGAAGGCACAGGAGCAGAUAUUCGCCAGGUGGUGAACAUGAUCUCUACUGCAAAGCUCGACCAAUCCUCCAUGGACUUUAACAAAGGCAAGGAGAUGUCCAAGGCUUGGGAGAAGCAUGUUGUCUUGAAGCCUUGGGACAUCACCAGCAAAAUCCUCGGAGGCGGAAUGUUUCAAGACGCCAGCAAGUCUACUCUCAACGACAAGAUUGAGCUGUACUUCAAUGACCACGAAUUCAGCCCUCUCAUGCUCCAGGAGAACUACCUCGGCACAAGACCUAUUCGCGCUCUGGGUGCUCCCAAUGCGAGGAUGGAGAACUUGGAGCAACUCAGCCUGUCCAGUCAAGCAGCCGACAGUAUCUCGGAUGGUGAUCUGGUCGACAGAAUGAUUCACGGAUCUCAACAGCAGUGGAGCUUGAUGCCUACACACGCCAUCAUGAGUUUUGUCAGACCAGCAUCCUUCGUUGCAGGCUCUCAAGCUGGUAGUCAAACUCGCUUCACAGCCUGGUUGGGCAAGAACAGUUCAUUCGGCAAGUUCAGUCGCCAAAUCAAGGAGAUUCAAGGUCACAUGCGUCUUCGUACUUCCGGCGACAGACAUGAGAUCAGACAACAGUACCUUCCCACCUUGUGGCAGAACCUCGUGAAGAGGAUGGAAGUCGAAGGCAAGGAAUCAGUGCCCGAAGUCAUAAAGCUCAUGGAUCAGUAUUUCCUUACCAAGGACGACUUUGAUGCCAUCUUGGAGCUUGGUGUUGGACCCAUGGAUCAGGAGAAGAUCAAGCUGGAAACACAGACCAAGGCUACCUUUACCAGGAUGUACAACGCACAAUCCCACCCUCUUCCCUUCAUGAAAGCCUCCAGCGUCGUCGGCCCAGCCAAGAAGACCGCAAAAGACAAGCCCGAUCUCGAAGAAGCAAUGGACGACUCGGAAGAUGAAGCUCUCCUCAAGGACGCAGCUGAAGAUGAUGGAGCCGAGGAAGAAGACAUGGACAUCUCAAAGGACAAGUACGUCGCCAAGCCGAAGAAGAAGAAGGCCGCUGCCGCGCUCAAGGGCAAAGGCAAGAAAAAGGUCAUUGAAGAGGACGAGGAUGACGAGGAAGAAGAGAAGCCGAAGCCCAAGAAGAGGGCUCCUGCCAAGCCUAGGGCUAAGAAGUGAGAGUGAAUGUACGUGACUCGAAGGAUGAUCGUCGAGGGUGCGUUGUUUCUGAAGGAGGGUUCUUUGCUGUAAUGGUCGGCGUUCAACUGUUUUUCUUAAUCGCUGUGCAUCAAUGCGUUCGUCAUAAGCGAAGGUAUAGGCUGGGGAGGGAUCACUGUUUGCUGUUUGCUUUUGUUUCACACCAUCGAACAAACAUGAUAUGAUAUGGGGAAACUGAAAGUAUUACCAUAUUCUCUCUUGUGUGGCCGUCUUAUCCUCUCUUCCUUUUAAGACACUUUCCCCUGUUACAUACUCCUGGUUUGACAAACUUGACAUGUCCACUCUUCG
Aureobasidium pullulans EXF-150 is the source of this 3465-nucleotide messenger RNA. RefSeq names its product DNA replication factor C, large subunit. The coding region runs from base 67 to 3138 and encodes 1023 amino acids. Gene Ontology annotation, cellular component: DNA replication factor C complex; nucleus. The record is from RefSeq and is a predicted model, not a curated record. Gene Ontology annotation, biological process: DNA replication; DNA repair. Lineage: Eukaryota; Fungi; Ascomycota; Dothideomycetes; Dothideales; Saccotheciaceae. The transcript is spliced from 4 exons. Gene Ontology annotation, molecular function: ATP hydrolysis activity; DNA binding; DNA clamp loader activity.